CCCGCCCCCCGGCACUGCGGUAAUAUGGCUCCGUAGCGAGCGGCGCGGGUCGCUGGUGCCGCCGCCAUUAACCCCUUCGUGCCCGGCGGCGGCAGCAGCGGCGCGGGGGGGCCCCGCCGGGUCCAUGCACAGCAGAAGCAGCCGCAGCAGCCGCCGGUCGGCCGCCGCUGCUGCUGCCCCGCCGCCGCCCCUAGGAUGAUGAUGAGCUCGGCCGCCGGCCCCGCCGCCUUGCCCCCGGGCUCCGCCAGCCGGGCCUUGCAUGUGGAGCUGCCCUCGCAGCAGCGCCGACUUCGUCAUCUUAGGAAUAUUGCAGCACGCAACAUUAUCAAUAAGAAUGGCUAUCGCCUCCUGGACACGUACUUCACUCUUCACCUGUGUGAUAACACCAAGAUAUACAAAGAAUUUUAUAAGAGUGAAGUGAUCAAGAAUUCUCUGAAUCCAACGUGGAGGAGUCUGGACUUUGGAAUAAUGCCUGAUCGUCUCGAUACAUCUGUCUCGUGUUUCGUUGUGAGGAUCUGGGGAGGCAAGAAGGAGCACUUCCAGCUUUUGAUCGAAUGGAAAGUCAACCUAGAUGGCUUAAAGUACUUGGGACAGCAGAUACAUGCAAGAAACCCAAACGAGAUUAUUUUUGGUCUCAAUGAUGGUUAUUAUGGAGCUUCAUUUGAACAGAAGGAUCACUCAGGUGCCCUGAAGAAUAGUCUUCUCCAAGUGGAUCAGAACUGCGUUCGUAACUCUUACGAUGUCUUCUCUUUGCUUAGGCUUCACAGAGCCCAGUGUGCAAUUAAACAGACUCAGGUAACUGUUCAGAAAAUAGGAAGGGAGAUUGAAGAAAAGCUGAGAUGUACAUCGACAAGCAAUGAACUGAAAAAGGAGAGUGAAUGUUUACAGCUGAAGAUCCUGGUGCUACGUAACGAACUGGAGAGACAGAGGAAGGCCCUUGGUCAUGAAGUAGCCUCGCUGCAUAAGGAAAAGAACACUUUGCAUGACCGAGAAAAUGCAUUUGAGGCUGAGUACCAGAAGCUUCAAGAGUAUAAUGAAUCCUUGUACGAAUUAAGAAAAGAAUGCACUGCUAAGAGAGAACUGUUUUUGAAGACAAAUGCCCAGCAGACCAUUCGAUGCAAGCAGUUGCUGUCAGAGCUGUCUUACAUCUACCCUAUUGAUCUGAAUGAUCAAAAGGAUUACUUUGUUUGUGGAGUCAAGCUUCCUAAUUCUGAAGACUUUCAAGAAGCAAAUCCAUAUGCCUGCCUGUGUAAGGGUCAUACAGCAAAAGAUGAUGGAAGUAUUGCUGUUGCCCUGGGCUACACCGCUCAUUUGGUUUCAAUGAUAUCCUACUUCUUACAAGUGCCACUCAGGUAUCCCAUAAUCCACAAGGGCUCCAGGUCUACAAUCAAAGAUAACAUCAAUGACAAACUGACAGAGAAAGAGCGAGAAUUUCCUUUAUAUCCAAAAGGAGGGGAGAAGCUUCAGUUUGAAUAUGGAGUGUAUCUUCUCAACAAAAAUAUAGCACAGCUUAGAUAUCAACACGGGCUGAGUACUCCAGACCUAAGGCAAACUCUUCCUAACCUGAAAAAUUUCAUGGAGCUUGGGCUAAUGGUUAGAUGUGAUCGACACCAUACAUCCAGUGCAAUUCCCGUUCCAAAGAGACAGAGCUCCAGCUUCGGCAGGUUGGACGUCGGCUUUUCCAGCGGGCUUCCUUCUCCGGAUAAAGGACUCCGAAAACGAGCCAGCACGGGAAACGAGAGACUGCAGCACAAGACUCCUCCUCCUAGUUACAACUCCGCUUUAACUCAGCCCGUAGCCAUCGCAGCCCAGGUGGGAGAGCCGGAUAAAAAACCUGCCUCCAUACCUUCCUCCUUCGAUACCUCUGCGGACUCCUCGAAAGGGCUCGCCAAGGAAGGAGAGGACUCGUGUGGCGGUUUGAACGGGGAAAACGGGAGCCUAACCGGUAGCCAAGACCGGCAGGAAUCUUUCGUAGGACAUCCUAGUGCAAUAAACGGGGCGUUGCUGCCCGCUGAGUGCGCCGGCACCGCCAGCAGCGAGCAGCCUCGCGAGUUUCGGCCCCCGCUCGGCCCCGUCCUCUGCUGCACUGUGGAGCAAGCGGAGGAGAUAAUGGGGAUGGAAGCGACGGGCUUCAGCCCGGGAGAUCAGCUCGAAGACUUUAACUCCAUCCCGGUGGAGCACGCCGUGGCGGUGGAGUGUGACGAACAAGUCCUCGGGGAGUUUGAGGAGUUCUCUCGAAGGAUCUAUGCACUGAACGAAAACAUGUCCAGCUUCCGCAGACCGCGGAAAAGUUCGGACAAGUGAGCUUGGACAAGGGGGAGGGGUUGAGAGCAGACGUUGGGGUGGAAUCAGUGAUCUGGAAUAGAGAUAAAAUUGCACUUAUUCUUUAUAUUAAUUAUAUAUAUUAAAAAAAAAAAGAAAAAACCUUAAAGCUAUUCCUAUGGUGUUAGAAAAAAUGACUUGUUACUGAGCACGAUAACACAGGAUCAUGGUAUAUUCACAGCCCAGGUAAAUUUUGAUUCUUCCAGUCCUCUUAUGUCUGGUAUUUAUAAUUUGUUGUUGUUUUUUUUUUUUUUUUUUUUAAGGCAAUGGAGUCCAUUUCUAAAUGCUUUCCUGGAAAAAAAAAAAAACAAGUGCUGAUCAGGCCCUCCUAUGAAUAUUUGUUUCAUUGAUUAUUAUUUAGAGCUAAAUUUAUUUUUGCCGUUACAGAAGGAAAAAAGUUAAUUUAAAAUUACAAUUAUGGUAAGACCUCUUCAUGUUUUCCUAUGUCCUCCUGUGUUUGCACCCAUGGGUCUUCAGCUGACGGUGGUGAAACCUUGCCCAAGAGCUGAGCACCUGGGGGAUUUCUGCACUUCCUUGUGCAAGAAUCAGUUUUAUUCUUUCCUCCACUCUCACCAUUUCUGCCAGCAGAGCCCUUGAGGGCUAAAUCUCCUUAAGGUUUCUCCCAAAAGCUGUGGCCGUUCCCUUGGGGGUUGGAGUGCCCUGAUCCUCAGCACCCACCACAGGCCCUGGGCUUCCAGGCCCCUGUGCAAACAUCUUCGAAAAAUAAAAAAAAAAAAUAAAAACCAAAAACCCAGAUGGAAAACACAGCACUUUGGAAUUAGGUGAACUUGGGGAAUCGCUCCACCCUCUGCAGAAAGGGAGGCGCUUCCCAUUAUUCCUCAAAAUUAAUAUCCUCCUAACUCUACCAUCUGUGCUUUCAAGGAGGAAUCUUCCUGCUGGAGGUGUGGGUUGGUGUCAGCUCGGUUCCCCCCGGCACGUGUGUUCAGCUGCACUAACGGGAAAGCAAAUUGCAGCCUGCUUUGUGAUUCCUGGUAUUUGUUUGAGUUUGGAUUUCAUUGCUCUUGCUUUCUAUAUUGUAUACCCAAGAAUUUGGGCUCGGUCAUGAGCUCAGAAAUAUUAAAAAAGCAAAUAUAUAGCAGAAUAAAAAACACUUCAUCACUGGCUUUUUUUUUUUUUUUUUUUCCCUCCCUGGUCUCUGCUUUCUUUUUGAACCAGUGACCUGGUCUUUCUCCUAACCGCACCGUAAGGCUAGCCGAAAUUAACUCCUCAAAACGUGGCUGUGUAUAAUCUCAACUAUCUGUUGUCGAACCAAGAUGUGUAUGUGAGAACCAGUAUCCAUAAUAGCACUGCUCUAGAGUAUGCAUUCUCCAGGUAACACCUUAAUGAUUGUAUUAAAGCUCUAUUCACACUUCUUCUGUUAGCUCUUAACAGCUCUGUCCGCAGUUGAGUUAUUGCAUUGAGCCUUUCUACGGUUGAUUCCUGAUUGAACACGAUUCCAGUUCGGGCAUGAAUUUGGGCACGUUUGUGAGUAUCGUCUCAUGAGAGGAGACUUUUCUGUUCUAGCCUCAUGCAAAGUCCCUGGAGGAAGCCCUGCAGCAGCGCUGAGCACUGCCAUCAUCUUUGUAGGGAGCUUUCCCUGUGCUUUGGUGUAGGGAGAGCCAGAAAGGAAAUGCUUGAACCAAGCACAGCACAUUUCCUUGAGGUGAGCAGAAGCUGCUCUGUCCCGUAACUCGAUCUCUUCUGAGAGCAGAACAAUUUUAGGCAAAAUGCAGCACUGAGGGGUAAAACCUGGCACACGAAAACAGCACAGGACGGGCUUAGGCACGCUGCUUUUCCUCCAGCUGUGUGCGGCGGUGACUUUCCAAAGCAACCCAAAGAGCAGCGGCGAAGUCGCGAUGCCUCCUAGGCAGACACGGGGCAUCUCGGUGCAAUUAAGCAACCCGUGUAAUUAGGUUUGUAGAGUAUCAGCCAGACUCGGGCUUUUUCUCACUAGCUGCACGUUUUCUCAGGUGGCACCCAACCAAAUGAAGUUGAGUUCCCUUGCGUUGCCGUCCCUGUGUGAGCCCUGCCUGUCACACAACAGUUGGCUUUUUUUUCUUUUCUGUGAUUUUUCCUUUCCCCCCCAUAAAUUAUUUGACCAUAGCAUAGUGGGAGGGAAACAACAAGCGUCAACCGAAGGUGAGAUGAUUUAUCACAGCGUGCUUUAAACUGGCAAGAGUCUCUCGGUUCCUGCACAGCUGUGACACUGUUAAAUGUCUGCAAAGGGAGCACACAUUUCGUUGCAAUCUUUUCCCCUCGCUAGGAAUUCCUGAGAUUUUUGAGAAUAUUAGUUUUGGAAGAUCAUAUCCCACUCUAUUUUUAUAGCAAGCACAACAGCGUCGGCUUAUCCUUGCUUGGCCAGGUAUUUAAAACAAGCGAAAACAAAAUAUCCCAUAGUAAAUGACACAUUAAAACUAUGUUGGUAAUUGCGGGAAAGCUCAUCUGUAUUUAUAAAAUAAAACUGAUUAGUAUCUCUCAGAA
Molecule: messenger RNA, 4803 nt
Organism: Anas platyrhynchos (mallard)
Lineage: Eukaryota; Metazoa; Chordata; Aves; Anseriformes; Anatidae
Gene: UVRAG
Product: UV radiation resistance associated
Biological process (GO): SNARE complex assembly
Cellular component (GO): lytic vacuole; endosome
Molecular function (GO): SNARE binding
Source: RefSeq, a predicted model, not a curated record